Histoplasma capsulatum G186AR is the source of this 1104-nucleotide messenger RNA. RefSeq names its product casein kinase II beta 1 subunit. Bases 1 to 1104 code for a protein of 367 amino acids. The record is from RefSeq and is a predicted model, not a curated record. Gene Ontology annotation, cellular component: protein kinase CK2 complex; cytoplasm. Lineage: Eukaryota; Fungi; Ascomycota; Eurotiomycetes; Onygenales; Ajellomycetaceae. The transcript has a single exon. Gene Ontology annotation, molecular function: protein kinase regulator activity.
AUGUCGGACACUGACGGGUCCCCGGAUACCUGGAUUUCGUCAUAUUGCUCACUGAUGGGCCAUGAGUUUUUUGCAGAAGUGUCGGAAGACUUCAUCGAAGAUGAUUUCAAUUUGACCGGCUUGCAGUCCCAGGUUCCCUGGUACAAAGAGGCGCUUGAAUUGAUCCUAGAUGUGGAGCCUGAGGAGGAUGAGGAGGACGAAGAUGACGAUGAGGAGGACGAGGACGAGGACGCUUUACUGGCAGGUGAUAGGCUUCCCGGGUAUAGGAGAACGGGCGAGCGAAAACAUUCGCGUGUCGCCAGUGAUCUGAGUGUGAUUGAGAGCUCGGCAGAGUUGCUGUACGGAUUGAUUCACCAACGGUAUAUUACCUCGAGGCCUGGCAUUCAACAGAUGUUAGAGAAGUACGAGCUGCAGCAUUUUGGCGUGUGCCCUCGAGUUUACUGCAAUGGAUGCAAGGUACUCCCCGUCGGAAUUACGGAUACACCGGGUGUUGAUACUGUCAAACUCUUCUGUCCAAGUUGUCAGGACAUAUACACACCACCGAACAGCAGAUUUCAGUCAGUCGAUGGCGCAUUCUUCGGCACCACAUUCGGCUGUCUCUUUUUGAUGACAUUCCCGGAGCUCGAUGUCGCAGGUCAAAACGAAAGCUUGUCCCCUACCCAGACCAACAAUUCAACAACAACAAACACCCGGCAUACACCGUCCAUAACCUCCCCAACAACACCCUCCAUCUCCCAAGCCCUUUCACCCCAGCCCGCCCAGAUAAACGGCAUGAUGAUAUCAAACCUUUGCCCAGGCCUGGGGCAAGGCAAGAUAUAUGAGCCACGGAUUUACGGCUUUAAAGUGGCUGAGCGUGCCAAGUCCGGGCCGCGCAUGAAAUGGCUUCGGAUGAAACCGGACGAUAUUAACGAACUGGACGAGAGCGCUAUAUACCACGCAUCGCACCCCGAAGGAGAGGCCGACGAGGAUGCGGAUAUGGAGAUGGGAGCGACGGAAUCACCGCAACAGGCAGCUAUCAACCGGAGGAAAAAAGCCCCCAUACGGAGACGGAGACACCAAAACCCGGAUUUAAUGAAUUCUAAUGGUAUGGGCCAAGGUCUAUGA